Molecule: messenger RNA, 3322 nt
Organism: Zonotrichia albicollis (white-throated sparrow)
Lineage: Eukaryota; Metazoa; Chordata; Aves; Passeriformes; Passerellidae
Source: RefSeq, a predicted model, not a curated record
GCACUGAGGAGCCCUGCGUGCACUCAUGGCUGGUGUGGGGACACGAGAGCUCCAUCAUCCACAUCCCCGGGGGGUGCUCCACUGCGUCAGGAAACUGGCACAGACAAAGAGCCCUGGCACUGCCAGGGGGCCAGGUCCCGCUCCUACAGGGCGCUUAGCCCAGCCCUGUGUGCGUCAGCCCCCCAGGUACCUGGCAAAGGCUCUCCUCCAGGAGCCAAGGCAUGUGGGCUGGCUGCCCUGUGGGGUGGCAUCCGACUGCCACUCCCUGGCCAGUGCCUAGGGCCAGUUUCCCGCUGGCUCCAGGAUUUAUUCCUGCUUGAGGCUGGAUGCUGAUGGUUUAAGCAUUUCUGGUGAUAACAUGGGCAUUGUGCCAGCUCCCAGGGUAUAGGUUGGGGCGGAAUGGAGAGUGGGAUGGGAGCUGCUGCCACCACCUCCACAGUGACUGCCUGAGCCAGGCUGGCUGCAGCAGUGAGAGCCUUUCUUGGCAAGGGUGUAUGUGACCAGCAAUGACGCCCAAAGGAUAGGUGGAGAGAAGGAGGGUUUGUACAUGGUCCACGCCCUUGUAGCACUUCUUUGUAAUGAAGUAGGGCUCAAAGGGACCUGUGCAAGCAGUGCAGGGAAAAACAUACAUAUUUUUGUCUUUUUUGCCAUACAUAUUUCUUCUCUUUUGUGCUUGCACAGGUUUAACUCAGAACAGUUGAGGCUGAAACCCAAAAAGCAAGUGUCAGAAGACACAGCAUGGAGCAGCCCAAGAUGCAAACUUUCCUUGCCUGUCUGUGCCUGUGCCUGCUCAGCACAGCCCUCGCCACACCUGUGCCACCGCCGCUGCCUGAGAGAGCUGCUGGGAACUGUGUGGGACAACACCGGAUAUUUCUGAAAAGCUGCAAUGCCAAGCAUGGCUUCUACAUUUUCAAAUAUGUCUACUCAUUCUCAACGCGGAGGAACCAGACGCAGAUAAAGAAAGAAGAGGCUGACCACCAGAGUAUCAUCCCCAGCCACCGACUGGAUGACGGCAAUGCCAGGAGGGAGCCACCAGCUGGGUCAGCUGGGACAGCCCCAGAGCACAGUGACAACAGCAGCAGUGAAGUAAUUGAGUAUGGGAUUGUCUUCAGUCCCGAAAACCGCAGCACCCCGGGCAUCAGCAGGGAUGGUCCCAGUCCUCAGCCUGGCACUGGCAUGCGCGCACGUGGCAGUGGGGGUGGCAUGGGUCCCACCCCAUCCAGCUCAGAGGGCAGCGGCGAUAUGGAUUUGGUGGUGGAAGGUGAUGGCGGUGUUCCCAUUCUCCCUCAGGGUGAACGCCCCAGUGAGGUUGUGGUGGGGAACUGGUCCAGGGUCAGGAGUGAGAAUAAGGAUGAUGGUAUCCCCAGGGUGGUUCCGGAGGGGGGAGCCGUGACUGCGGGGAGGGGGAGGGCCCCUACUACCAGAGGGGCAGGGGAUGAGGGCAGCGGAGAGGCCACUGUCUCUGGCCAAGGGCAGGAGAGUGUUAAGCAGGGUACAGGGACAGGAGGCACUGCUUUGUCCUCUGUCACUGAGAAGAUGGAGGACGUCCAAGUGGAUGCUGCAGGUGUGGAUGAAUACGCUUACAUCCCCGAUUCAGGCAGCGUAACCAUCACCCACGGGAACCUGGGCAGCACAGACAGGGCCAAGGGUUUCACCCAGGUCUCUCCAGGCCAGGAUGAUGAGGUAAACAUAUUCAUUGGGAGAGCCAACAUCCAUAUGGGGGAGCAGGUAACCACCCAGGCUGGUGUCACAGCAAGUAGGGAGAAUGAUGGCAUCCCCUCUGUGGGAAGCAGCAGGCCCCCCCUCAGGCUGGACGUCACCGUGGCACCCAGUGGAGGUGAAGAUGACAGCAUGCCUGCCCGCAGGCAGCCUGAAAGACUGGCCACCACAGCCACCCCAACCCAUGGGGACAGCAUUACCAGCAGCCUCAGGGACAGCCGUCUCACUGGAGAGGAUGAGGAAGGUGCCACCACCACCAUCGGUGUUGAUAGAGGACUAACAACCCCUGUUCCCUGGAGAGUCACUAGUGGUGACAUUACCAGCCCCACAGUGGCUAGCAUCCAUGGGAAAGAUGAUGAUGAGAUGAGAGGAGAGGGGCAGAAGUCCAAGGGGAAGCCAGACCAUGUGGCUACCACGAGCCCCCACCACAGGGGUGACAUGGAGGCCACUAUCAGAGUCCCAGCCAGGGGGGGCAGCAUCCGCCCAGCCCCUACUGAGGGGUUCCGCACCACCCCGUCAGUGACAGCCGGCAGCCACAGGGCAGGCAUGGGCACUGUGCUCGGCAGAGGAGGGAGUGGGGAAGUGGGGACAGCCACCUCCACUCCCUCCCGUGUGGAGACACGGCCCGGGGCUGGGAUGAGGGUCCGUCCAGGGGGAGCAGGGCUGGACAAGAUACCCAGGACGGACAAAGCACCAUUUCCAAGUGGGAAACCCAGCGGCGGGGUGUCGAGUGGGGGCCAGAAAAUUGUUGGCGGCUAUGAUGGCGAUGCUGGGGGCAGAUCUCAAACUGCCAAAGCAGGAGCCAGCCCCGCUCCACAGGCAGGGCAAGCCACGGGCAGCAUGGCAGCAGGCAGUGGCCGGGAGCAGGGGCGAGGUGCAGAGAGUGGGACAGCAGGGCUGGGGGCCGGGGGUGGCCGCCUGCCCGGGCACCAUGGCAGGAGGCUGGGGGCUGGGGCGCCGGGCACCAUUGCAACACUGGGCCGCAGCCGGCAGCUGGACCAGGUGAAACGUGCUGACGAGCUCCAUGUCCGUGAGCGGGCCUUUUACAGCCUUGGCGGGGCGGGCGGCGGCCCCCACGGCCCCUAUCCCGGCCUCGGGAGUGCCGACAGCAGCCAGUCCUCCGAGGGGGACCGGGGCAGCCACAGCGAGAGUGCACAGACAGGACUGCAGCCCUCAGGGUGGGGAUCCCCAGGGUACCCCCAAGGCCGCUGGAUCCAGGGGCCCCUCUGAGGCGUGGCCGGUAUUCACCCCGGUAGGCUCCAGCGGUGGAGCUGGGGGGCAACUCGCCGUGUUUUACCCCUUGGUAUCCCCCCUGCGGGCUCUGCUCUUGCCUGGGUGAGGGGCAGGUUGCUGGGGGGCACACAGUGCUUCACAGCCCAGGAGCCAAAAAUCACUGGUUCAUGCAAUCUGCUGUUAAUCUGGGGGAGGCUGCACAUGGCACAGCAGCAGGAAUGCACGGGUGUGCUGUGCUGGACAGCCAGGGAACAGCAGCUGUGCUACAGGGCAUAGGGUAGCGAUGUUUGUGCACUGAUGCGAAGCAACUAAAGAAGCAGUGAGAAAAAGCCUCUGUCCUUGCAGUUUCACUUCAGCCUACUGGAGAAAU